UUCAACAUAUCCCCCAUUUCACCUACAUUCGCAAACGCAGAACUACACGAAUUCUGUGGAACAAUUCAAAGCCAGAGCAAACGAAACCUUUCACAGAUCUAAGCAGCCGACUGAGCGAAGAUGGAAGACAGCAGAGGGGGAUGGCGGCCUGCAGCCGUCGAUUCGCACUAGUAGAAAAAGAAGUGAUGGAUUCGAUUCACGCCAUGAGAAGAAGAAGCGAUGGAGAUGGCGGCCUGGAGCAGUCGAUUCACGCCGAGAGAAGAAAAAGCGCUGGAGAACUGCCACUUGGAGCCGUCAAUUCGCGCCCGCCGGCCGGCCUGGAGAAGCCUUCGAUGUGGAGUCGUCGAAGGCUGAAGACGCUUUGAUCUAGAGAAGAUGAUUCACGACGCGGGGAGAAGAACUCGAUCCGCCUGCUGAAGAUGCCGUGGCAGAGAGGAAAAGACGCGUUGUCCGCUGACUAAGGGAGUCUGGAGGGAAGAGCGGUGCCACUGCUGCUAGCUUUGUUGGUGAGGCGAAACUAGGGUUACGAAUGGAUGAGAAGAGUCGGAAGGGUUUUGUUUAGAUCACCCUUAAAAACAAAAACAAAAAAAAAAUACACAAAAUUUAUCCUAAACUUGCAUUCUACGUGUCGGAAAUUUUGGUGGUGAAUUUUUUUUUUUUUUGGAUGUUGAACAACUGCUGAAUUUGGAGAGACAAGUAAGGAGGAUAAUGUUUUAAUUUCUUUUUUUUUUUCAAGGGAAACAAAGUUACAGUCUCACACAAGCAAAUCUAACGAAAACACAUUUUGUCAAAAACGAAACCAAUAUAAUGACGAACACGUCUUUUGUCAACGUCGAAAUUCGAAACUACUAUAAUAUGACGAACAUGCCCUUUUGUCAACUCGUCGAGGGAUCAUUGCUAUCUUUUGUGACAAAAUACUUUGUCAUUUAAACAAUUCAGGAAGGUAUAAUAUGACAAAAACUACUCUAACAAUAUAAUUUGUCACUUUUGUAUCUCUUACAUCCCGAUAUGAGAUGCCUAUUUUGACAACCUUAAUUGUGACACGAAAUAUUUGUCGCAUUCCUCACUUUAAAUGACGAACUGUUCUAACAAAAAGAAGUUUGUCACAGUUGAGUCUCUUGCAUCCCUAUAUGGGAUGCCCAUUUUGACAAAAUUAAUUGUGACAUGAAAUAUUUGUCACUUUUGUGUCUCUUACAUCCCGAUGUGCAACAGUAGGAUUCCUGUUCAACUCAUGGGAGGUCUAGAGCACAGCUUCAGCCCAAAAACCAGUUGGUGCUUUGGUGUCAGCUAACAUGCACCUCACCAUGUUCAUAAUUAAACUGAUCUUUCUUUCUGCCACACCAUUUUGCUGUGGAUUUAAAGCAGUAGUGAGUAGUCUUCUAAUACCAGCUUCCUCACAAACUUCCUUGAAUUCAUUCAACAUGAACUCACCCCUCUAUAUGUUCUCAGACAACAUAUACCAGUUCUAACUUCCUUCUCAAUGUGAAUCUUAAACUUCUUGAACACACUCAAAGCCUCAGACUUAGGAGCUAGAAAGAAAACCCACAGCUUCCUACUGAAGUCAUCAAUCAGUGUAAAUACAUACCUCUUCCCACCAUUCGAGACAGGUGUGAUUGGACCACACAAAUCAACAUGAAGAAGCUGUAACUUGUGAGAGGCCCUCUAUUGACUCUUCUUUGGGAAAGACUUUUUAUGUUGCUUUCCAACUAGGCAGGUGGUGCAGACUCCAGCUGAGCCUUUGAGAGUAGGAAGACCUGUUACCAUUUCUCUUCUCUUCAGUCCAAUCAAGCCCUGGUAAUUGAGAUGUCCAAAUCUUCUAUGUCACAAUUUCAACUUGGCUAUAUAAGUUUCAGUAACCUGCAAGCAUUGAACCUCCAAGCAUGGCAACUCGCAGUGUAAGACAAACAUUUUGUUGCUCUUCAUAGGAACUUUUAUUAGCAGACCCUUGGUCUCAUGAAAGACCCUACAUGUAUAUCCUUUGAGUAGAAACUCCAAACCUUUCUCCUGCAGUUGUCCCAUGCUCAGCAAGUUUGUCUUCAGUCCCGGCACAUAGAAAACAUCCUGAAUAAUCAAGCUCUGCAAGUCAGUCUUAACUUUGAUGGCUCCUUUUCCCUUGACUUCUAACUUAGUUCCAUCUCCAAGUUUCACCACACCAGUUUUCUCAACUUCCAUGGCUAUGAACCAAUCUUUGUUUCCUUUCAUGUGAUUGCUACAUCCAGAGUCAAGAAACCACCAACCCUCAUGAUUAGCUUCUUGUUGUGGCUCUAGUAAAGCCAUCAUGUUACA
Messenger RNA from Linum trigynum, 2286 nucleotides. Lineage: Eukaryota; Viridiplantae; Streptophyta; Magnoliopsida; Malpighiales; Linaceae. The record is from the annotation of a GenBank genome assembly.